Messenger RNA from Apiotrichum porosum, 1122 nucleotides. RefSeq lists its product as uncharacterized. NCBI's taxonomy places the organism in Eukaryota, Fungi, Basidiomycota, Tremellomycetes, Trichosporonales, Trichosporonaceae. Bases 1 to 1122 code for a protein of 373 amino acids. The record is from RefSeq and is a predicted model, not a curated record. The transcript has 3 exons.
AUGAACUCCAAGAUUGGUCGGCCCGUAGCGAUCCAAGUGGGACCCCCAAGCCAGAACUUUUGGGUCGUUUACAUCUGCAACUACGACCCCGGCUGCCUCAAGUAUGACCCUGCGAAAACUCGAGUGGCUCUCUCCCUCCUCCAGGCUGUCGAGAACAUCAACGUCGCCGCCGAGGGCAUCAUCUACCUCGAGUCAAACAACUUCACCAGCGCGCUGGACUCCGCUGUCGACGAGUACGACCGCCUUUCGGAUGCUCUGGGAGCCGUGAGAGGCAAGACCCGCGACAUGAACAAUUCCAAAACAUCGGAAAUGAUGUCGCACGCGAGGACUGAGGGAAACAAGCUUCACGUCCUUGCAGAUGGUCUCGCAUACUGGGCUGAAAGAAACGACCAGGCGGACCGCAUCCUGGCGUUUGUCGCCCAGGCGGAGACACAGGCAUGGUGGUGCCCCAUUGCCUCCUGUUCGACCGUCACUCCGUUCAGCAGGCUCGCCAGUGGAUCCUCUCCAAACCCACUGGCUACAACUUUACGCUGGACGUACAGGCCAGCAACAGCCAUGUCGCCAGGAGCAUGUUAUUUUCGGAACGCAAGAGCGAUGCGCUGGACCGCUUCGCCGCGUACAACCACGCACGACGAGAGCGGGAGUGGCGCUGCGCCAUUGACGCAGAGGGCACGCGGCUCGACACGGGCCUCGCAGCUCACUGUGCUGUCGUGCGACAAGUGCGGCGGAGCAGGAGUCGUCACGACAGAGAACGGCGAACACUUCUGUCCCCUGAGCGAGCCGCUCUUCCAGAGGGUUCACAAGACGGAACUGUGUGAACGCCGUCUGCCCAGGCUCAAGGCGUCCGCUGCGGCUAGUGGUCUCAUACAGCUCGGCAACCCCAAGAUGUCGCCCCUGCCCAUGCCAGAGCACAACGUCGUGCUGUUCAAGGCGCAAACCAUCGCCACGGUCAUCAAGCAGCUGCGUGGCACCCACACAGCCACUAUCUGGCUACCCCUGCCUCAAAUGCUCGUACUACGCCCUCCGCCCCAAGAGCUCCACCUCAUGGGUACAGCAUAUGUACUUGCAGCGACAGCACCAAGGCCAAGCCCAUUGUCAGGCCCGCCAGUUAUCCGGCGUUGA